Dicentrarchus labrax (European seabass) is the source of this 3862-nucleotide messenger RNA. RefSeq names its product endothelin receptor type B. Gene Ontology annotation, cellular component: membrane. Gene Ontology annotation, biological process: regulation of blood pressure; enteric nervous system development; vasoconstriction. The record is from RefSeq and is a predicted model, not a curated record. The transcript has 8 exons. Lineage: Eukaryota; Metazoa; Chordata; Actinopteri; Moronidae. Bases 463 to 1701 code for a protein of 412 amino acids. Gene Ontology annotation, molecular function: endothelin receptor activity.
GCGUCUGUGAUGUGAUUGGCUGCCUCUUCAGCCUCCCGGCGUGUCGCUAUAAAACCCAGCACAGUCUCUCGGGCCGCUCCAGAGCGCACCCGGAGCCGGAGUGGAGGACCCCCCCCCUGGACGCACGGCGGGGACUCGCUGGAAAACACCGUGAACUUACACUGCUGAAAACCCACCGAAAAUAAUCGCAAUUAUCGAUUAAGCAUCUGACCAAUCAGUGGAACUCUGCUGGAAUAUCGAUCGGAAACCUUUGAACUUGGACCACAGCUACAACACCGCGGUUCUGGACAGACAAGCUCGACCCAUGGUGCCAGGCCCGGAGCAAGACUCUGUGUGUGGCUGUGUGUGAGUGUUUGAGUAUGCGUGUGUGUGAGUGCCUGUAAGUGUGUUUUUUUUUUUUGACUGCUGUGUGCCUUUGAGUGAGUGAACGUCUUGCUGUGUGAGUGCGAGGCUCGUGUAAGGAUGAGGCCCUUCAUUCUGCUGUGUCUCCUGAUGGCCGUGGAGGCAGGAGCCUCGAGGUUCGUCCGCGACUCCCAGGGCGGCUCCGAAGCGUCAGAACCCUCCAAGAACAACUCCUCCGUCCCGCUCCCACCCAUACAGCCGGCCCGGCCUCGGGGCUCCUUCCCCCCCAUGUGCAUAAAUCCCACGGAGAUCAAGUACGCCUUCAAGUAUGUGAACACCAUCGUGUCCUGUCUGAUCUUUGUGGUGGGGAUCAUCGGCAACUCAACCCUGCUCAGGAUCAUAUAUAAGAACAAGUGCAUGAGGAAUGGACCCAAUGUCCUGAUUGGCAGUCUGGCACUGGGGGAUCUGCUUUAUAUCAUCAUCGCCAUCCCCAUCAAUGUGUUUAAGCUAUUAGCCGAGGACUGGCCAUUCGGGGUGUAUGUCUGUAAGCUGAUGCCGUUCAUCCAGAAAGCUUCAGUGGGAAUCACCGUCCUCAGCCUGUGUGCCCUCAGUAUUGACCGCUACCAUGCCGUGACGUCGUGGAGCAGGGUGAAGGGGAUGGGGAUCCCACUGUGGAAGGCUGUGGAAGUCACUUUGAUCUGGCUGGUUGCUGUGCUGCUCGCAGUCCCUGAGGCGCUGGCAUUUGACAUGUUGGAGAUGCCAUACAGAGGCAACAAGCUGCGCGUGUGUCUGCUGCAUCCAGAGCAGACCAGCAGCUUUAUGAAGUUCUACCAGGAUGUGAAAGACUGGUGGCUGUUUGGCUUCUAUUUCUGCCUCCCACUGGCCUGCACAGGAAUCUUCUACACACUCAUGUCCUGUGAGAUGCUCAGCCGCAAAAAAGGCAUGCGCAUCGCACUCAACGACCACAUGAAACAGCGGAGGGAAGUCGCAAAGACGGUGUUCUGCCUCGUGUUGAUUUUUGCUCUCUGCUGGCUGCCCCUUCAUCUCAGCCGUAUUCUGAAGAAAACAAUCUAUGACCAAAAUGACCCCAACCGCUGUGAACUGCUCAGCUUCCUGUUAGUGAUGGAUUACAUCGGCAUCAACAUGGCCUCCUUAAACUCCUGCAUUAACCCGAUUGCCCUCUACUUUGUCAGCCAGAAGUUUAAAAACUGCUUCCAGUCCUGCCUGUGCUGCUGGUGCUACAGAACGUCUCCCCUGGAUGAACGAGGCUCAGGAGGACGCUGGAAGGGCUCUUGCCACGGGAACGGACUAGACCGCUCGAGCUCCCGCUCCAGUCAGAAAUACACAAGCUCUUCAUAAACACAUCACAGCCGCCUCUGCCACACCCAUGUUCCCAUUAGCUCCCAUCGUGGAGAAACAGCGAUGUCACUGCCAACAGACCGGGAAAGGGAAAAAUGGAGCGAGGUAGAAGGUAGAGGCAGAAGAACUGCGAUAAAAAGGAUCGACCCAAACUGAUGAUGAAACAGGACUGUACCUGUUCAGGCUGUAAUACUAACGGCAAAAACUAUGAUGCAGGGCAAAAAUCAUCAUCAUACAUCAUGCAAAAAUCUGUUCAUACUCCAACACUGAGGCUUGUGUAGAGGACUAAAAGUCUCUCAGUGGACCAACAUGGUAAAUACAUUUAUAAAAAAAAUGUUUAUUAACCACAUGUAAAUUUAUGUACAGGAUUAUCUACAUGCAGAUUGCAGAUGUAUGAUUAUAUCUAGCCUUAGUGCUUCAUGUAUGAAUAACAGCACUGAUGAGUACUAUCUGUUGAAGCUUUGAUACCUCACGGGGGGAAACAUAGACGGAAACUGUGACCCUGAGUUAUUUUCCAAAAAGCCUCAAAGGUUGCGAGUCUUUUUUUUGCAAAACUGCACACGGGUGCUCCUGCAUACAAACGCAAUCAGUAGCUGAUUAUCUGACAAUCCAUGCAUGUUGUCAUUGAGCUCCUCAACGGCCAUGUGCCCUGGUGACAUCAUACCAGAGUAAAAUGGGCCCCACUGUGUGUCAUGUGGAGAGUUGAACAUCGGAAAUCAUCGCUGCUUUAAGUCAUGUGGAGGGCAGCUGUUGUUCAAGAACGCUGACAAAUACCAGAUGAUUCCCAUCAUGCUAUGCAGAAGAGGUCAUUAUUAGACCUGUUAUUAUUGCAUUAUUUUUAAGUGGUCUCUGUUUCCACUGUGUAUAAAGUCUUAUCCUGUCUCUUACAAUGUAGCUUUUAUUUUUCUAAGAAAAUAUCAAACGUGAAGCUCGUUUAAUCGUCCAACAUGAGGUGUUCAUUUAUGAUUUCCAAAUAUUUUACCUCCGUCAGUGAGUGGUCAUGUAACGUAGAUGUUCCUGUGGCUGGAAAUUACUCUCAGAAUUACUUCUAAGAGCUGCUUGAGGAAUACAUGUUUUAGGAUUGACCAAUUUAAAGCUUUAGGAAGGAAAAAGAAAUCCUGUACACCUGGAUGCUUUUUUAAGAAGUGAAUGUUUUUACGUAAUGAUCAUAGGAAUUAUUAAGAUAUAUUAGUUGUUUCCAUUAAAUAUAAUCCAGGUAAAAUUCAAGAUCUCUAAAUCAUUUAACAUAUUUAACCAUCAUUUGUGAAGGAGAGAUACAAGCUAAAGAAGGAUCCUGUAAUGAUCUAUUUCUCAUUUUGUAUGUGGGGUGCAACACAGCGAGAGAAAUUUGUUCCUAAUAUUUUAUGAUGACUUCAGUUAGGACGUCUGUGGCUAGAGCUAGCUGCAAGUACCCAAUAGUCAUACACUUGUGAUGAAUCUUGUGAUGCCAACACAUCAAGGAAAAAAAAACACAAUUUCUGGCUCUUUAAAAAGUCUGACAUAAGGACAAACUGCAGGUUGAUAGUAAGUCUCUUAACCUUAACUUCCCCAGGCAGGAUACAUGGAUUGUGUGUUAUAGAUGACCUGGACGAAUCAAAGUUUUCAACACUGGCAGUAGUGAGAGCAUAUACUGAUAACACAAGCACAAGAUGAACCCAUUUUAUCCGGUUGUUUUGUUGUGUCUCAGUACAUCGUGACUAAGAUUGGAAACCUGGAAAGUUUUCUACAUCAAACUAAUAAGCAAAAGUGUCCUCUUUCAAAACCAAAUUUGCGCUGACGAACCAGACAAGGUGUUUGUUCACACUGAAGCCUUUUAAAGUAGACUUGAUUGAUGUAAUAUAAUAUAUAAAUUUUUCCUUUGCCACUGUAUUUGCAACAGCACUCAGAUCAUCUGAUCAUGCAGUACGUGACUCAUUAACUCAUCAUAUCUAUUUAUGCCAUCUUCGCUGUGCUUUUAGUUACAUCUAAAAGCGACUGUGUACUGGAAGGUCUGAGCAGCUUUGAGGCUGUCUUUAUAGAGGGACCACCAAGCUAAUACAUGUAGAAGUGAUGCAAGGUUGAAGAUGAAAUGUAAUGUGAAUAUCGGCCCUGGUGUUUUAAAUUACAUUUAUACAGUACUUAAUUGCUGAGGGUAUGCAGUAAUAAAUAUUAUUUUAUAGCA